UUCUCUGUGCCUUCCCGUCACCCUGCUACUCCCGGCCUCGCAGGGCUCUUUGUCCCCGUGGUGGUGGCCUCAGGCUUCGUCCUCCAGCGGCAGAUUCGCGAGUCGCUGCGGCCCUUGUCUGUGGGGCUCUGGAUCUCGCCGGGUGACUUAGAAAGGCUGAAGCUGGGUGCUCUUUUCCGCCUUGGCCGCUCCCAGCCGCCCCCUCUCCCUUGGCGGCUCGCGGUGGCCAAUGCUUCCGCCGCCUUCCUGCAGUGCUCAGGGCCGUCGAGGCAGGUGGAGGGACGAAAUGCAUCCCGGCCUGUGACAAAGCAGCCUGUUGCCACACUGCUCCUCUUUCAGGCUGGAAGCACUGCGGUGGCCAGGUCGUCCUGUAUUACUUUCUUGCUCUCCUCACCAGCCCUGACCAGUUUCGUUAAUGCUCGUUUGGUGGGCACGGCUGGGGCAGGAGUCUUGGUUAGGUUUGGUACUGGCAUGUUUAGGGGUCUGUCUGGGGAUUACCCUUGCUGUGGAUAGAAGCAACUUUAAGACCUGUGAUGAAAGUUCCUUUUGCAAACGGCAGCGAAGCAUUCGGCCAGGCCUUUCUCCUUACCGUGCCUUGCUGGACACACUUCAGCUUGGUCCUGACGCUCUCACAGUCCAUCUGAUCCAUGAAGUCACCAAGGUGUUGCUUGUGCUGGAGCUCCAGGGCCUUCAGAAGAACAUGACAAGGAUCAGGAUUGAUGAGCUAGAGCCUCGGAGGCCCAGAUACCGAGUGCAAGAUGUCUUGGUGGCUGAUCCUCCCACAUCUCGGCUUUCAGUUUCUGGCCAUGAUGACAACAGUGUAGAGCUAACAGUGGCUGAGGGACCCUACAAAAUCAUUUUGACAGCACGGCCAUUCCGUCUUGACCUGCUAGAGGAUCGCAGCCUUCUGCUCAGUGUCAAUGCCCGAGGACUUAUGGCCUUUGAGCACCAGAGGGCCCCCAGGGUCCCUUUCUCGGAUAAAGUUAGUCUCACGCUCGGUAGCAUGUGGGAUAAGAUCAAGAACCUUUUCUCUAGGCAAGAAUCAAAAGACCCAGCUGAAGGCAAUGGAGCCCAGCCCGAGGCAACACCUGGGGACAGUGGCAAGCCAGAGGAGACCCAGGAGAAGGCUGAGAAAGAUGAGCCAGGAGCCUGGGAGGAGACAUUCAAAACUCAUACUGACAGCAAGCCUUAUGGACCUACGUCUAUAGGUUUGGACUUCUCUCUGCCAGGAAUGGAACAUGUGUAUGGGAUCCCUGAGCAUGCAGAUAGCCUGAGACUGAAGGUCACUGAGGGUGGUGAGCCAUAUCGCCUGUACAACUUGGAUGUGUUCCAGUAUGAGCUGAACAACCCUAUGGCUCUCUAUGGGUCUGUGCCUAUGCUCCUGGCACACAACCCUCAUCGAGACUUGGGCAUCUUUUGGCUUAAUGCUGCUGAGACAUGGGUUGAUAUAUCCUCCAACACUGCUGGGAAGACCCUGUUUGGGAAGAUGCUGGACUACCUGCAGGGGUCUGGGGAGACUCCACAGACAGACAUUCGUUGGAUGUCAGAGAGUGGCAUUAUUGAUGUUUUCCUGAUGCUUGGGCCUUCAGUUUUUGAUGUCUUCCGGCAGUAUGCUAGUCUCACAGGGACCCAGGCAUUCCCCCCUCUCUUCUCCCUCGGCUACCACCAGAGCCGCUGGAACUAUCGGGAUGAGGCUGAUGUUUUAGAAGUGGACCAGGGUUUCGAUGAUCACAACAUGCCCUGUGAUGUCAUAUGGUUGGACAUUGAGCAUGCUGAUGGCAAGCGAUACUUCACUUGGGACCCUACCCGCUUUCCUCAGCCCCUCAAUAUGCUUGAGCACUUGGCUUCCAAGAGAAGGAAGCUGGUGGCCAUUGUGGACCCCCACAUCAAGGUAGAUUCUGGCUACCGAGUUCACGAAGAAAUUCGAAACCAUGAUCUGUAUGUUAAGACCCGAGAUGGCUCUGAUUAUGAGGGCUGGUGCUGGCCAGGCUCAGCUAGUUAUCCUGACUUCACCAAUCCAAGGAUGAGGGCCUGGUGGGCUAACAUGUUCAGCUUUGACAGUUACGAGGGUUCAGCUCCUAACCUUUUUGUGUGGAAUGACAUGAACGAACCGUCUGUGUUCAAUGGUCCUGAGGUCACCAUGCUGAAGGAUGCCGUGCAUUAUGGUGGCUGGGAGCACCGGGACAUCCAUAACAUCUAUGGCUUAUAUGUGCACAUGGCGACUGCUGAUGGGCUAAUACAGCGCUCUGGUGGCAUAGAACGUCCCUUUGUCCUGAGUAGGGCUUUCUUCGCAGGUUCCCAGCGCUUUGGGGCUGUUUGGACAGGGGAUAACACUGCAGAAUGGGAUCAUUUGAAGAUUUCUAUCCCUAUGUGUCUCAGCCUGGCACUGGUGGGACUUUCCUUCUGUGGUGCGGAUGUGGGUGGUUUCUUCAAGAACCCAGAACCAGAGCUGCUUGUGCGCUGGUACCAAAUGGGUGCCUACCAGCCAUUCUUUCGGGCUCAUGCCCACUUGGACACUGGGCGGCGAGAGCCGUGGCUGUUAACGUCUCAAUACCAAGACGCCAUCCGAGAUGCCUUGUUCCAGCGGUACUCUUUGCUCCCCUUCUGGUAUACCCUCUUCUAUCAAGCUCACCAAGAAGGGCUUCCUGUCAUAAGGCCCCUCUGGGUACAGUAUCCUCAGGAUGUGACUACUUUCAGUAUAGAGGAUCAGUUCCUGCUUGGUGAUGCACUCCUGGUUCAUCCUGUAUCAGAUGCUGGGGCCCACGGUGUGCAAGUCUAUCUGCCUGGCCAAGGAGAGGUGUGGUUUGACAUUCAAAGCUAUCAGAAGUAUCAUGGUCCCCAGACCCUGUACCUGCCAGUAACUUUGAACAGUAUCCCUGUGUUCCAGCGUGGCGGGACAAUAGUGCCUCGAUGGAUGCGCGUAAGGCGUUCCUCAGACUGUAUGAGAGAUGACCCUGUCACUCUCUUCGUUGCUCUCAGUCCCCAGAGUACAGCUCAAGGAGAGCUCUUCCUAGAUGAUGGACACACAUUUAACUAUCGUACUCGCCAUGAGUUCUUGUUUCGUCGAUUCUCAUUCUCUGGCAACACACUUGUCUCUAGUUCAGCAGACCCCAAAGGCCACCUUGAGACACCUGUCUGGAUUGAGCGAGUGGUUAUAAUGGGGGCUGGAAAACCAGCAGCCGUGGUGCUCCAGACCAAAGGAUCCCCUGAAAGUCGCUUGUCCUUCCAACAUGACCCUGAGACCUCUGUGUUGAUACUGCGCAAACCUGGCAUCAACGUGGCAUCUGACUGGAGCAUUCAUCUUCGAUAACCCAAGGAUCUUGUUCUGAGUUGGGAGGAGGGGUGUGGUGGUAUUGAGUUACCUUUUCUUUUGCUUUGGAGUUUGACCCUACUUAGAGUUCACCUUUCUAAUCCCAAGACUCAGAUUCUGCCAACAUCUGGGCAGGGUGACAGGGCUGUCCUAGGACUCUGAAUUCCACAUGUGAACUAGGCUUUCCUUGUGUUGUUUCCAGGCCCCUCCCUCAUCCCAGUAUCCUGUUGCUAUAACUGGAGCACACUCAUUUGUGAAGACUCGAGGGGCCUUGUCUUUCUCUUCCCCUUCCAUGGGGUCCCUGACUUUUCCUCAGACCCUGUCCUUUCUUGCCUCUUCUGUUGAUGCCUUGGAAGAAGAUGAGGACAGUGAACUCUAGGGUUCCGUUUUUUCUUCCUUGUUCUCUUCUUUCCCAACUGCCCACCCUUUUCAUUCCUCCCUCCCUGGAUCUGCCCUCCCAGCCCUCACCUUUCUCCGUUCCACUGAUACACUGGGACCAUCCCUUACCUGGUGAGGGACGAAUGGAUCAAGAUUCAGGUUGCUGGAGAAUAUUCUCUUCCUUCUCAUCUCAACCUUUUCUUCCCUGUUUGUUUCCAGAGCUGCUGCAUUUCUCCCAUCCCUUGAGGGAGAAGCUUCCAUACAGUUAAGAGGGAUGGUCAUUAAACUUCUUUUGCCCCCUCUGGUCCCCUUGGGACACUCAAGAUAGAGAAAUGAGUUGUGGUUUCACUGAAUCACGGUCACCUGUAUUUAUUGCUGGGAAGAAGGCUGAGGGUGGGAGCAGAUGAUCAUGUGUAUCCAGGGACAGCUUCAAGCCCUGGGAAGGGGUUGAGGGAGGACUCAGGAACCAGGAGAAAUAUUUGUGGGAAUUUUUUUUUUUACUUCCUCUGGGUUCCCAACUGUGAUAGGUUUUGAUAAAAGGAGAAACAAUAAAAAGAUAAACCAUAGA
Molecule: messenger RNA, 4256 nt
Organism: Onychomys torridus (southern grasshopper mouse)
Lineage: Eukaryota; Metazoa; Chordata; Mammalia; Rodentia; Cricetidae
Gene: Ganab
Product: glucosidase II alpha subunit
Exons: 25
Coding region: 416-3310 (964 amino acids)
Biological process (GO): carbohydrate metabolic process; N-glycan processing
Cellular component (GO): glucosidase II complex
Molecular function (GO): glucan 1,3-alpha-glucosidase activity; carbohydrate binding
Source: RefSeq, a predicted model, not a curated record